CCUUGUAGACCACAGUGACAUGCAACAUUUCAGUACAACGAUUAGGGAAAGAACUGCCUAGGCAACUGUAGCUGUGUGCUGCGACGAAUACGUUGAAAUGCAUAGUGGUAUCCAUUGUUUUAAAGCUGAUUUGAGUUUAUUUAGACAGCCUAUAUAUAUAUAUAUAAAUAUAUAUCAACAAUUUCGCGCACUCUCGUUCUUUAUUAGUCAUUAACAAAUGACACUAUAGAUAGAGGCUAUGAUCUUGCCACGAAGGGGAGGGGCUCUUGCCUCUGGUGUGCUGCUUGAGAAAUAUCCGUUCCCCAACAGCACAGCAAGUCUACCGAAAAUACGGACCGACAGAUUGCGGCGGGCUGACGGUGACGCACAUGGAGAUCAUUUUUACAUUUUUUAAAUCAGUUGGACAGAGAGAGACAGAUGAACGUGUUUUCUCUUUUUAUUUCAAAUAGUCUACUGCGCCAGACUGAUAGUCCAAACAGCCGAUUUACCGCUUCAUGAGAGCGAGAUGUUCGUGUUGUAGCCUAAAAUACUGUCAGUGGGCUCAAUAAGACAAUCCUUGAAGGUAUGUAGCUAGGCUAAAUCUCAGAUAUUUUAGGAAAAAUUACACUGCGUUUCAGUGAACAAAAAUCCGUGAAAUGAAAACGUGCUUGAUAUUGGCACAUCCUCUCCUCAUUCAGAUGUGUUGAUGUAGAAUAUCAAUGCUUAUGACUGCAGCCUAGUCAGUCAAUAGCCUAUUCGUGUUUUCAUGUAGGUUUAAGUAUAUAUAUUUUUUUAACAUGAAUGUUUGACAGAAGUUUACCUCUUAAAGGUAGCAUUUUUCAUCACCAUGGACAGCGCACGCUCAUCAGUUGUGGCAUUGAGAGAUGUCACCAAACAUGUUUUGGAAAGACAAAAAUGUACAUGAUGUAAUAUUUGGGCAAUCUGAACAACAUAUGGAAUUGUGAAUCUAUAUUCUGUCCGUUUUUUCCAAAAUAUUAUUUUGACUGUGUGGACUUGAAUGAAUGCCAUUCUGUCUUCAAAUUUGCCUCUAGCCUGUUUACCCGCUGGGCAGUGGACUUUUCAACACCUCAGGGAAAAUCCAUUCUAAUAUCUCACUUUCCAAAUCAAAUCAAUCUUGACACCAUUGCACAUACUAGUGAAUAAUAAGUGGAGCAAGUAUUCACUUCUGAUGAACAUUCAGCCUAUUCACCGGCUAUUCACUGGUUCUUAAAGAUGUCAUUUAAAGUUAAAUACCCUCUUGGGGUGAACUAAAAUGGAUGUUGGGAGUUGGGUUCCUACCGCAGGAGAUGGGGCUGCGAAUUUCACCCCGGCCAACCUCCUGCUGGCUUCCCAUAGUGGGACCGGUUCGACACCGGGGGGUAACGGUCUGUCCAACAACAGCCAGCAGCACUACAUCACAGACCAAGCCUACCGGGACUUCACCACUACCAUCCAGGUGUUCAUCCUCAUAGGAUCCCUGUUGGGCAAUGGCACUGUUUUAUGGUGUACCUGCUGUACCAGUGUCUUCAAGUCGGUGACCAGUCGCUUCAUUAAGAACCUGGCGUGCUCAGGGAUCUGUGCGGGUCUGAUGUGUGUUCCCUUUGACGUGGCUCUAGGGGCCAGCCCUCGCUGCUGCUGGUGGCUACACACUCUGCUGCUCUGCAAGGCCCUGAAGUUCCUCCACAAACUCUUCUGUUCCGUCACCGUGCUCAGCUUCGCUGCCAUCGCACUCGACAGGUACUACUCUGUCCUCUACCCUCUGGAGAGGAAGAUCUCAGACGCCAGGUCACGUGACCUUGUCAUCUACAUCUGGAUCCACGCCACCAUCGCCAGCGUGCCCGUGUUCGCCUUAACCAACGUUACGGACGUGUAUGCAACCUCGUCCUGUUCCGACGCCCGCGCCCGCUCCCUGGGUCACAUGGUCUACGUGUUGACCUACAACGUAACCACGGUGAUCCUUCCGCUCGUUGUCGUCUUCCUGUUAAUGGUCCUGAUUCGCAGAGCUCUCAACGCCAGCCAGAAGAAGAAGGUGAUCAUCGCAGCAUUAAGAACUCCUCAGAACUCCAUCUCCAUCCCUUAUGUCUCUCAACGUGAGGCUGAGCUACAUGCUACGUUACUGGCUGUGGUGUUAGCCUUCUCAGCCUGUAGCGCCCCCUAUGGGGCGUUGGUGGUAUACCGCACUCUUCUCGGGGACGGGGAGGAUUUGUCCCCUUCUCUCCAUCUCACGGCCAUCUGGCUGCCCAAGGUGUCUCUCCUCACCAACCCUCUGCUGUUUCUGACGGUGAACGGCUCGGCUCGACGCUGUCUGUUUGAUGUUCUAGUCCGGGUACACAGACGCUACAGCCGGCGUAAUGUGGUCAGCACUGGGGAUCUGGGGCUGAGGGGCGAGGGAGGGUUGGGAGGGUCUGGGACCCUGGAGGGGUCUGCUCGCGCUGGGAGCCAGCUCCUGGAGAUGUUUAAUAUCGGACAGCAGCAGAUCUUUAGGCCGACCGAUGAAGAGGAGGAGGAGGUGGAGAAUGCGAGCCCUUCAUUAGGGUCAGGGGUGGGGGGCUGUCCUCAUCCCAAUGAGAACCACCACCAGGCAGGAGGAGGAGGGGGAGGAGGGAGACAUGGAGGGAAGGUGGUUCUACAGAAAGAGACCGAACCAACCAGAGAGAGCGUCCCGGUAACUAAAGAUCAACCUCAACCUUUCUUAUUGCCCGAGGUCUCACCUGUCCGUGCCUGUGCUUACACCUCCUCGUCACAGGUGGCGCCAGCAACCCCCACGGAGCCCGAGGACGCCACCCAGUUUGGGUUCGGGCCAUUCGAGCUGCCGCCCCAGUGGCUGCCGGAGACCAGGAACAGUAAAAAGAGGCUCCUCCCACCGCUAGGGAACACCCCAGAGGAACUGAUCCAGACCAAACAGCCACGCCCAAGGCCAGAACGACGAAUCAGCAGGAACAACAAGGUCAGCACCUUCCCCACAUCGACCCCUGAACUAUAAACCCCGACCUUUGAACUGAUGGCCCCUGAUCACAGCAAUCGGCGGAGGUCAGCAUGUGGAUGAUUUGUGAUCCGUUUUGUGUCAAUGACUGGGUACAAAGUCAGUGGAGGAAACCCCACCUGACCAACCACCUGAUCAACCACCUGACCAACUAUCUGACCAAUCACCUGAUCAACCACCUGACCAACCACCUGCCCAAGGGCCCCCUGUAAGAGAGAACAGAAAGUACAACUCCAGAGCUCGAUGAGUCUGUCUCAUUGUUGAUUCUCUCUGUCGUGUAAUGCAGUGGUUCCCAACAUUAGGGCAGGGAUCAGUGGUUCCCAAAUGUUUUAUAGUCCCGUACCCCUUCAAACAUUCAACCUCCAGCUGUAUCC
Molecule: messenger RNA, 3336 nt
Organism: Oncorhynchus kisutch (coho salmon)
Lineage: Eukaryota; Metazoa; Chordata; Actinopteri; Salmoniformes; Salmonidae
Product: G-protein coupled receptor 176
Exons: 3
Coding region: 1253-2962 (569 amino acids)
Biological process (GO): G protein-coupled receptor signaling pathway
Cellular component (GO): plasma membrane
Molecular function (GO): G protein-coupled receptor activity
Source: RefSeq, a predicted model, not a curated record